AUGAUGAAUGAACUCAUAAUACUAGGGUUUUCUCUAUUAACAAUCUUGUUGCACAAAUGGAGCCGAAGACUAAGAAAGCACCCUCUUCCACCGGGCCCGACGGCCUACCCAGUCGUCGGCUGCCUCCCACAGAUGGUGAGGAACAAGCCAACAUUCCGGUGGAUGCACAACUACAUGCAAACGUCCCAAACCGAAAUCGCAUGCUUUCGCCUCGGCAGCGUCCACGUCAUCACCGUCACCUCUCCACACCUUGCUCGAGAGUUCUUCAAGGAGCACGACGCGGUUUUCUCCUCUAGGCCGGAGACCAUGUCAACGAGGCUCACCACCAACGGCUACCUCACGGCGGUUCUCACGCCAGCCGGUGAUCAGUGGAAGAAGAUGAAGAGAGUGGUAGUCUCUGAGGUGCUCAAGAAUGAUGUCUACCAAUUGCUUCAUUCAAAGAGAUGUGAAGAAGCUGAUCACCUCGUUCGAUAUGUCUACAACCGGUGCCAGGGGGACGGGGUUUUGAAUGUGAGGGAGACGGCGCAGCUCUACUGUGGCGGGAUGAUUAGGAAGAUGGUGUUCGGGGAGAGGUUUUUCGGGCGUGGGAUGGAGGACGGGGGGCAGGGAGUCGAAGAGGCGGAACACAUGGAUGCGUUAUGGACUGUUUUGAUGCACACUUAUGGAUUUGCAAUUAGUGAUUUUGUACCUUUCUUGGAGGUGUUUGAUUUGGAUGGACAUAAAAAGAUUGUUACAAAUGCACUUUCUUGCAUGAAGAAGUAUCAAGAUCCAAGGAUUGAUAAAAGGGUUGAGAUAUGGAGAAAUGGUAGUAGAAACACCAAGGAAGAUAUUCUUGAUAUCUUGAUCAACCUCAGAGACUCCAACGACGAUCCAUUGCUAUUUGCACAAGAGAUCAAAGCUCAGGUUAAUGAAAUAAUCCUUGCGGCGAUUGACAAUCCAGCAAGUGCAGUUGAGUGGGCCCUGGCGGAGAUGAUGAUUGAGCCCAGUUUCCUUGAUCUGGCCUCGAAAGAGAUAGAUGAAGUCGUGGGCCGAAAUAGACUAGUCCAGGAAUCGGAUUUGCCUCAACUUAACUUUAUAAAGGCUUGUGUGAAGGAGGCAUUUAGACUGCACCCUGUGACGGCUUUCAACCUUCCGCAUGUAUCGACCGUUGAUAGUGUUGUGGGCGGUUAUCACAUACCGAAAGGAAGCCAUGUCAUGUUGAGUCGUCCCGGCCUAGGACGGAACCCUAACACUUGGGACGAGCCGCUUAGGUUCAAACCGCAGCGCCACACGGGACAAGUAGUGCUUCAUGAUCCUCAAUUGCAAAUCUUGUCAUUUAGUACAGGGCUACGAGGUUGUCCGGCUAUUAAGCUUGGUUCUACUAUGGUAACCAUGCUUUUAGCUAGACUUAUUCAGGGUUUUACUUGGACUCCAUCGUCUCAUACCUCGCUUGCUCAUCUCGUCGAGGCCGAUUCUCAUAUCUUAUUGGCUCAACCAUUGAUUGCACAUGUCACACCGCGCUUGGACACACAACUUUAUCAUCAAAUUUCCUAA
Messenger RNA from Salvia splendens (bonfire salvia), 1533 nucleotides. RefSeq names its product tryptophan N-monooxygenase CYP79A68-like. The transcript is spliced from 2 exons. The coding region runs from base 1 to 1533 and encodes 510 amino acids. The record is from RefSeq and is a predicted model, not a curated record. NCBI's taxonomy places the organism in Eukaryota, Viridiplantae, Streptophyta, Magnoliopsida, Lamiales, Lamiaceae. Gene Ontology annotation, molecular function: monooxygenase activity; heme binding; iron ion binding.